UGAGGGUUUUGUACCUUGGCGUUUCAUUCACGCACGCCAGUCGGCCAGCCAUCCCAAUUCAAAUCCAAAUCCAAUCCGAAUGAAUGAUGGCGGCGCCCGUUGAGGUUGACGGCGGUUUGUGUUUGCUAUCAAAGUGCCCGGUGGAACGAAUUGAAAACUACCUGGACGGCGUGGCGGACAGCGCGUGUGGCCUGAGGGGUCCCUCGUUCGACCGCUACUCCGACCUAUGGACCCUGUCCGAAUUCUGGCAGAGCAACGCUGCCUGGAAGGCCUGCUUCGAGUCCUGGAGUACGUCGGCCGGAACGCCUGAAAGCACCCUGGGGCGGAUUCCGGCCUCGCACAGAGCGGCGGCCAAGGCGGUGCUGGAAAGGCGCUCCGACAGCGUUCUCCGCCACCUGCUGCUCGGGACCGUUUCGGGGCCGUUCCUGACCGACUUCGACUGGGCCGUCAAGUUGGUGCUGGGCAGCGACCGGGUGAGCUCGCUGGGCGUGCCCCUGACGGCGCUGGAGUUGUGCUUGCGGGACCAGACGGGGCCCCGCCGCCUGUGUCUGGAGCUCGGAUCGGCCGAGCUGCUCGCGCUCGUCGGCGCCCUCGAAGCGGCACACAAGGCUAUGCUGCAGUUGCAGGUCUGACGUUGCCCGUUGCUCGUGUAGGGGACUUCCAGGGACAGCUCUUCAGUGCCGCUGGAACCUUGGGGAGCUAGGGGUGCUCCCGAGGCCAAUAAAGCCGCUGUCGAAAUUUCGCUCACGCCACGCGAAACAAAACUCA
This is a messenger RNA of Ixodes scapularis (black-legged tick), 768 nucleotides long. Its product is annotated as COMM domain-containing protein 8. The transcript has 5 exons. The record is from RefSeq and is a predicted model, not a curated record. The coding region runs from base 84 to 632 and encodes 182 amino acids. NCBI's taxonomy places the organism in Eukaryota, Metazoa, Arthropoda, Arachnida, Ixodida, Ixodidae.